Molecule: messenger RNA, 2553 nt
Organism: Loxodonta africana (African savanna elephant)
Lineage: Eukaryota; Metazoa; Chordata; Mammalia; Proboscidea; Elephantidae
Gene: GPR27
Product: G protein-coupled receptor 27
Exons: 1
Coding region: 1-1128 (375 amino acids)
Biological process (GO): G protein-coupled receptor signaling pathway
Cellular component (GO): plasma membrane
Molecular function (GO): G protein-coupled receptor activity
Source: RefSeq, a predicted model, not a curated record
AUGGCGAACGCCAGCGAGCCGGGCGGCGGCGGCGGCGAGGCGGCCGCCCUGGGCCUCAAGCUGGCCACGCUCAGCCUGCUGCUGUGCGUGAGCCUGGCGGGCAACGUGCUGUUCGCGCUGCUCAUCGUGCGGGAGCGCAGCCUGCACCGCGCCCCGUACUACCUGCUGCUCGACCUGUGCCUGGCCGACGGGCUGCGCGCGCUCGCCUGCCUCCCGGCCGUCAUGCUGGCGGCUCGGCGUGCCGCGGCCGCCGCGGGGGCGCAGCCGGGCGCGCUGGGCUGCAAGCUGCUCGCCUUUCUGGCCGCGCUCUUCUGCUUCCACGCCGCCUUCCUGCUGCUCGGCGUGGGCGUCACCCGCUACCUGGCCAUCGCGCACCACCGCUUCUACGCCGAGCGCCUGGCCGGCUGGCCGUGCGCCGCCAUGCUGGUGUGCGCCGCCUGGGCGCUGGCUCUGGCCGCGGCCUUCCCGCCUGUGCUGGACGGCGGCGGCGGGGACGACGAGGACGCGCCGUGCGCCCUGGAGCAGCGGCCGGACGGCGCCCCGGGAGCCCUGGGCUUCCUGCUGUUGCUGGCCGUGGUCGUGGGCGCCACACACCUCGUCUACCUCCGCUUGCUCUUCUUCAUCCACGACCGCCGCAAGAUGCGGCCCGCGCGUCUCGUGCCCGCCGUCAGUCACGAUUGGACCUUCCACGGCCCCGGUGCCACCGGCCAGGCGGCCGCCAACUGGACGGCGGGCUUCGGCCGCGGGCCCACGCCUCCGGCGCUCGUGGGCAUCCGGCCCGCUGGGCCUGGCCGCGGUGCCCGCCGCCUCCUCGUGCUUGAGGAGUUCAAGACCGAGAAGAGGCUGUGCAAGAUGUUCUACGCCGUCACGCUGCUCUUCCUGCUCCUCUGGGGGCCCUACGUCGUGGCCAGUUACCUGCGGGUCUUGGUGCGGCCCGGCGCGGUCCCCCAGGCCUACCUGACGGCCUCCGUGUGGCUGACCUUUGCGCAGGCCGGCAUCAACCCUGUCGUGUGCUUCCUCUUCAACAGGGAGCUGAGAGACUGUUUCCGGGCCCAGUUCCCCUGCUGCCAGAGCCCCCAGGCCACCCAGGCGACCCUCCCGUGCGACCUGAAGAGCGUCGGUUUAUAAGCGAUUCCCUGGCUCUACACACCCUCAACUCAGCCUUUCCCUUUGGCUUGGAGAGUGACGUCGUUUCGCACCUUUCUGCCCCCUUUUUAAUUUUCUAAGCUGCCUUCAAAAUAACUAUCAAAGUGGAUAAACACUUGGAUAGUACAGAUUCCAUUUUGGGGGAGAGGGUGGAUUUCUAUGGUCCUGCCCACCCUGGCUACGUGCAUUCGUCCUCCUCAGUAUAUUUUCAUUCUGACAAUAGACCCUGCAGUGUUUUUGUACUUGUACUGCUGUCUUUUAUUCCAUGUGUUAUUAUAAUUUUUUUUUAAAUAAAGGCUAAACUAAUUUAUUUCAUGCAACGUUUCCUAAAGACCAUGGCCAGUUUUCUACAGAAGCUAUUUUUGACAACCUCAAGUGGCAUUACGUUUUGCUGUGACGUAUAGGAACCUGGGGGGGGGGCUUCACAAGUUAGAUUCUUGAGGGUCUUCUGGGGGAAGCAGGAGAAAGGGCAUAAAAAAAGAAAAGAAAAAAGUCUUACUUUCCCUCUGAAUUGCCUACCGUGGGGUCAGUUGUGCUGCGCCGGUUUUUAGAAGGGUCAGGAACUUUGUGCAGUGUUGUUAUUGAACUUGAGCAGAAAUGGGAGUCCGUAGCAAGGUAGUCAUUUUUUAAGCAGUAAAAAUGACUUGUUUCUUACAUCCCUUUUUACUCCUAGACAAUACAUGUCAGCGACAACCGCUCUGACAACUGCUCUCUGUAUUAUAUGAAUCUUGAAUGGAGACAUUUCUGUAAAAUUGUUAACUUUUAAAAGUAAGAGUAAAAAGUGUUUGGGUUAGUGAUGGUGUGGAGAAAAUAACAGUAUUGCAUGCUUUUGUAUGUACUGCUCAGUGGCUCACCGAUCUGGAUGGCUCUGAGAAGCAGAGUAUUAAAAUUGCAUUUGGUAUUUUUUGCCAAAUAAAAAUUAAAAGGAUUUCAUGGAAACAGCUUGUGCUUUGAGAAGCCGCGUUUUUAUUCUAUAUUCUGAAACUAAUUUCCAUUUUGAAAAUUGCUCUUCUGUUGUUCACGGUAUAAACGAAUGGAAUAUCAUGAUACCCUACUUCAGGAGACAAAGCAUUUCCUUCAAAUGUUUGCUAGGUGAUGAUGUGCUAGUCUACUGAUGGUUAUUUGAAAUUAAUAAUGAGAACUAUAAUUCUAAAUAACAUUUCUUUGUUAAACACAUUGGAAUCUUAAAUUGAAAGACUGAAUUCUGCAAGUACUGUAUAAUAUUUUUGCUUAUAAUGCUACAUUUUUAUUAAUGUACCUUCCGUUUUGAGGAUUUAUAUCUGUAUUUCUCUUUGCAUUCUACAAAUUGAAAUAUACCAGUAUUUUCAUUCUGGAGUGGUGUUUUUUGUUUCGUCUUUUUUUAGGCUCUGACUGGUACUAAUACUGGCCUAUAUGUCUCCCUCAGGU